Molecule: messenger RNA, 4167 nt
Organism: Haliotis rubra (blacklip abalone)
Lineage: Eukaryota; Metazoa; Mollusca; Gastropoda; Lepetellida; Haliotidae
Exons: 10
Coding region: 702-3224 (840 amino acids)
Cellular component (GO): extracellular region
Molecular function (GO): chitin binding
Source: RefSeq, a predicted model, not a curated record
UUGGUGAUUGUUAAAUUAAUGUCAUCCGACAUUGCUUGCUGUCUCUCCGCUGCUCCACAAAGACACGUCUGCUGUUUGGCGGAGGGAUCCAACUGCCGGUGAAAGAGGAUACAGUUUAUGUCGUUCUUCCGAUUUGGACAACUUUUUAUUCUUCGUGCACAUGAACCACGAAUGCAAGUGAUAUUCAUUGGAAGCUAUUUCAGUGAAAUAUUGACCUUUGAGGAACAACUAUAGGCUCAGUUCAGAACCGGGUGCUCCGAAUAUCGUCUGCUUCAGGUGCAGUCGUCUGCUCAGGAUUGAUGACACUACGUGACACGACAGCCGAUCGCUAUACAACGCUGUACUAUACAACGUACAAUUAUACCCCUGUUUAACGUGCAUCAAGCUGUGUGAUAAAGACAAGUUAUCUUGACUGGAUGUUUAUCGCGUUGUCGCCACAAUACGAGAGUGAAUUAUACACACAUUUCAUCCUUCGUACAAACUUCACCUUGAGACAUUUUCGGAUCUCUUAUUUUGUCGGAAAUAUACGAGGCACCUGUCAAAAAAAGUUAUUCUGGUAACAGGCGUGUCUUGGCGUAUAGCUCUUCAUCAGUGCUUGUCCCUCAGUGACCCUGUGUGGACUUUGUGAAACAGCGUGUACAAGGAUAUCAUCUACGGCAUGGAUGUAGAAACCAGAUAAGUCGACAGCAGCAGCAUCAGGGAUGGCGGAGUCACCAUCGUGGGUGAAACAGUUUGGCGCAAGCCAGCGUCCAAGAUCUCAGUCCGUGCAGCCGGGAUCACCGGCGUUCUGGGAUGCAAACAGGACAACGUACCAACCGCUGAAAUGGCAAACAGAAUACAACUACGGAAAUGCACCGAGUGCUUCGCCCGUUGCCACGGCAAUUUCCAGUCAAGGGUCAAGGCCAUCAGCUCAGGCAAGUUCAAGAUCAGCCUCGUCGUUAUUUCCUAGAAUAGGUUCGGGUGGAAACCUGGACACAAUCCCUGAAGAUCAGUUUCUGGAGCGGGGAACAGAUUUCCGAUUCGUCGGCGGCGUCAGGAACCCAGUGUUUGAAAUGAGUGACUUGCAAAAUCCGUUUCGUUCCCAAAACAGACGUUAUUCUGAAAGUGAUCUGUUAGAUAGAGACUACAAUCAGAACGGCCAGCGUAACGAGGCGCCCCACUUCCGGCGCCAACAGUUAGACUCUGACGGAAAUGGCGAUCGUGAUCACCUGAAUCGGCGAAGAGGUUUGCAUGACCAUGACCCUCGCAGUGACCUGCGCAAUGACAUGCGCAGUGACCUUCGAAGUGAUCCUCGUAAUGACAUUCGUAAUUCCCGGACUGAUCUGCGACCUGAUUCUAGAACUGAACUGCGCCCUGACUUACGCACAGAUUCCCGAAGUGACCUGCGCGGUGACCAGCGUAGUGAUUCCCGAAGUGACCUGCGUGGUGAGACUCGGAGUGAGGUCAGUGUUGGCGGAAAGAGUGCUAAAAGCGGGCGUAGUGAGAGCGUUGUGAGCGGUAAAAGUGACGAGACAAAAAUUACAUCGCUCACCGCAAAUAGUGACCGACGUCAAGCGGGGUCAAGGUCGGGCAAAGAACGUCGCCCAAGCUCGACUCCAAGUCGGCGAAGUGGGGAGUCCGCUAGAUCAUCAUCAUUGAUUUCAAAUAAUAACAAUAAACCCGAGCCCACUGCUCAAACCUCCAGCACUAUUGAGAUCCCUAUUGAAUUUAUAGAAACGCCCGCUACACGCAUCAAGAAACUGUUCGGACCUCUUAUAAUGUGUGUGCUGGUCAUCACGCUAGCGGCGAGUCUUGGCGCCGCCAUCUACUUCGCUACGGUUCUGAAAGAUGCUCAACAACAAACAAUAGAGAUUUUAAGGGCACAGCUUGAGAUGUCAAUGUCAACGUCCGGCGUGAACGUUCAAACGUUAAGUUUACGGCAGAGACAGAAUCUGACAGAGUCCUACUGUAAACAGGUGGAUCUGUUUUACAAAGAGAGUUCGUUGUUUCAAGAUACAUAUAAAAAAUGCCAAGUGGACUCAAUCACGAACAACAAGAUUAAGUUUACUCUGUUCUUUGAGGACGAGGAAGACAAGGCAACCACUGACAACAUUGUCGACGUCCUGAAGGGCCGUGCUACAGAUAGGGGCAAGUCGAUGGUCCAGAUAAACCAGUUGAAACUGGAUAUUGCCAGUGCCAAGGUCACGGUAGAGAAGGUCAAUGAUGACGAAGAAUUAACGUCUACGUUUGCGACACCUCCGUCGCCUAAAUCCCCGACGACGAGUAGAACAAGGAAGUCAACUUCAUCUACAUCAACGUCAUCGCCUACCGUGACGCCAUCCACCGCUUCUGUUACACAACAGCCCCGGUCAUCCACACCCGACCCAUGUGUGGGUAAGACGGGCGACUACAUACAACAUCCUCGGCAGUGCAACCUCUACAUCCAGUGCCUGAACGGGGAGAGUGUUCUGUUUACCUGCCCUACCGGCACGGUAUUCAACAUCACGCUCAAGGUGUGCACUGUCAAGAACGACAACAUGCAGUGUACAGCCGACCCGUGGGACCCCUGUAAGUCGAACAGCGAGCAACAGUACUACCCCUACCCCGAAGACUGCAGGCUGUUCUUUCAGUGUCAACACAACAAGUCAAUAGUUCGGGUGUGCCAGAAUAACCACGUCUUCGACUCAGACCAGAAGAUCUGUGUCCCUCCGUCCCCCGAUGUCAAGUGCCCUUCCCCUCCCGUCCCCUCGCCUCAAUCCGUCAUCGCGCCAGUGACGCAUAAAACAGGCGACAGUCACGUGACCGGAACGACAAACAGACCCGGAACCGGAAGUACAACUACCCCGCCACCUAUAAUAUAUCCAGGAAGACCAGAGUACUCUUCAACUCCCUGUGCAGACGGCACCAAUGGUGGAUUGUACCCAGACCCUUCCAACUGUAGCCGUUAUAUCCUCUGUGAAUACAAAAACGAAAGAAUCAUGUCAUGUGCGAAAGAUCUGUACUUUGACCCUAAGAUCAAAGUCUGCAUACCUGCCAAGAAUGACCUCUAUUGUCCCGACAUCCGACCUUGUGAAGGUCGCGAUCAAGGUUUUUUCCCCCACCCACGUAAGUGCAACAAGUUUAUCAUGUGCAACGACGGAAAGGAGGUAAUACAGACGUGCAUGCAUAGCCUCGUUUGGAACCCACACGUGAACUCUUGUGUUCAUAAAACGAACUCUGUCAGUUGCCCGGAUGAAGACACGUGACUAUAAUGAUGACGUCACGCCGAUAUGUAUCUGUGAUAGAAGACAAGUUAGAGCGGGACUCUAACUAUAAUAUAUUGUUCCUUGUUGUGGUAUAUUCCUUGUUCAAUGAAUGUUCUGUACGUUUUAUGAACAGGGCCAGUCGGAGUGAUUCAGUAGAACUGAAUUCUUGCAUUCAUACUGUACAUUGAAUCACGGCUAAUGAAUCCUGUCCUAAUACCGAGUUAGAAAGGACCACGACAAUCUAUGGUGGUCGUGAGAGGCGACUAACAAGAUCGGGUGGUCAGACUCACUGACACUGGCUUGUCUGGUCGAGAUAAUUUCAGGCUACUGUCGCGGAAUUAAAAUAUUUCUGAGUGCGGCGUUACAAAUCAGACUAUCACGCACAAGCACAUACACGCACAAACGGACAGACGCAAACACAAAAACACGCACUCGUUUCAAAUGAUAUGAAAAGCUGCCACAGAACGCAAAUGCAUGUCGUACAGGUUGUUACAGUGUUGCUACGACAUGUUUUCAUGACGUUGCCAUGACGACAAACUUGUUACCAGGGUCAACAACACAAGAAGAAACGAGUAAACAAAGCAUUGUGAACAAGUGGUAACUUCUAAAUUUUGGACACUACCCAUUAGAACUUUAAUGUUGUAAUAUAGGAAAUACCGGUUGGAAUUACAAUUGCUAUUUAUCUACACAGACAUGUACAAAGUUUCUUUGAUAUGACAAUCUGUUAGGGCUCCCUUAAUUCUGGUUUAUUACAGAACCAAUAUUUGAGCUACAUUUCCCGAUGUAUUUCAUGAACUAUCGGGUAUUACGUGAGACCCCUCAAGAUUCAUCCUCCAUUGUAUGGAUGUAUGUUCUUUAAAUGUUACUGGGUACAAUGUGAUGUUUUUGAUAUAUUCGUUGUCACUGUUUCUAUUUAUGCAAUAAAACCUCCGUGUUAACCUGA